Miscanthus lutarioriparius is the source of this 1509-nucleotide messenger RNA. NCBI's taxonomy places the organism in Eukaryota, Viridiplantae, Streptophyta, Magnoliopsida, Poales, Poaceae. The record is from the annotation of a GenBank genome assembly.
AUGGGGCAGAAGCAUCUUUUGUUGCUUGCUUGUUUCUGGGUCCUGUCAUGUUCCUUGCUACUUCAUGCUUCCUCCGAUGGACUGUUAAGAAUCAACCUGAAUAAGAAGAAACUGGACAAGGAAGCUUUGACUGCUGCAAAAUUUGCGAAGAAGGAGAGCCGCCUUCGAAGGUCUAUGGGUGCUGGCCAGUAUCUUGGUGCCUCAACUGAUGACAUAGUUCCUUUGGACAACUACCUGGACACUCAGUACUUUGGAGAGAUUGGCAUUGGCACGCCAUCACAGAACUUCACGGUGAUAUUUGACACUGGAAGCUCCAACUUGUGGGUUCCCUCAUCCAAGUGCUACUUUUCGAUAGCAUGCUACUUACACCACAGAUACAAGUCAACCAAGUCGAAGACUUACAAAAAAAAUGGAGAAUCUUGUACAAUCACAUAUGGUUCCGGGCAAAUCGCUGGCUUCUUCAGUGAGGACAACGUGUUGGUUGGUAACCUUGUUGUGCAAAAUCAGAAAUUUAUUGAGACGACUCGUGAAACCAGCCCUACUUUCAUCAUUGGGAAGUUUGAUGGAAUUCUUGGCCUCGGAUUUCCUGAAAUUUCUGUGGGAGAAGCCCCUCCAAUUUGGCAGAGCAUGAAAGAGCAGAAACUGGUCGCAAAGGAUGUCUUCUCUUUCUGGCUUAAUCGUGACCCUGAUGCAUCUGCUGGAGGCGAGCUUGUCUUUGGUGGUGUUGAUCCAAAUCACUACAAGGGGAACCAUACAUAUGUUCCCGUUACUCGCAAAGGCUACUGGCAGUUUGACAUGGGAGAUCUUCUUAUUGGUGGCCACUCGACUGGUUACUGUGCUGGUGGUUGUGCUGCUAUUGUGGACUCAGGGACUUCAUUGCUGGCUGGUCCAACUACCAUAGUGGCUCAAGUCAAUCAUGCAAUUGGUGCUGAGGGGAUCAUCAGUACAGAAUGCAAAGAAGUGGUGAGAGAGUAUGGAGAGAUGAUCCUUGAGUUACUCAUAGCAGAGACAAGCCCACAGAAAGUGUGCACUCAGAUUGGUCUCUGUGUAUUUGAUGGUGCCCAUUCUGUCAGCAACCCAAUUGAAUCUGUUGUUGAGAAACAAAAUCUUGGUUCUGAUCUUUUCUGUACUGCUUGUGAGAUGGCUGUUGUCUGGAUACAGAACCAACUCCAAGAAAACAAGACAAAAGAGCUCAUUUUGAAUUAUGCUAAUCAGCUCUGUGAGCGUCUCCCUAGCCCCAAUGGCGAAUCAACUGUUGAUUGCGAUCAGAUCUCAAAGAUGCCAAAUCUUGCAUUCACCAUAGCAAACAUGACUUUCACCUUAACACCAGAGCAGUACAUAGUGAAGCUGGAGCAAGCAGGACAAACCAUCUGCAUCAGUGGGUUUAUGGCAUAUGACGUACCACCUCCUCGUGGUCCUCUCUGGAUACUUGGUGAUGUUUUCAUGGGCGCCUACCACACUGUUUUUGACUUCGGCGAGAACAGGAUUGGGUUUGCCAAAUCUGCCUGA